GAAAUAGCGAAGGAAGAAAGCGCUUUCCCCGAGCCGAAAAUGCCAACGGACUCGAGUCACGUGGGAUACAAGAGCCAAGGAACCAAAGUGAAGAAAUAAAUGGACAGGCUUCCUUAUCUUGGGCCUUUAAAAUCGGGCUUCGUGAGGGUGGGACGCCUCCUCAAUUUCCAUCUCUUUCACGUCUACUUUCCGCCCUAUUAGCGUGAUCUUCGCAUUCUCGGCGAUCGCUAGAGUAAUAGUUCGUUUUCUGUUUAGCCCAGACUUCCGCCCAUGUCCAAGAUGGCGGUUGAGCAACCUUCCUAACCACUACGGGGGCUUGGAGGCGUCUGAAGUCUCUGCUGGUGGUGGGUGCAGCGGUUAGUAAACAGCAAAUGCAGGAGCUGCUGCUACCAUGGAGUCGACUAUGGACUGGAAAGAAGUUCUUCGCCGGCGUUUAGCGAUGCCCAACACCGGCCCAAACAAAAAAAAAAGUGAACAAGAACUAAAAGAUGAAGAAAUGGAUUUAUUUGCCAACUACUACUCAGAAUGGAAAGGAGGUAGAAAAAACACAAAUGAAUUCUAUAAAACUAUUCCCCGGUUUUAUUAUAGGCUGCCAGCUGAAGAUGAAGUCUUACUACAGAAACUAAGAGAAGAAUCCAGAGCUGUAUUUCUACAAAGGAAAAGCAGAGAACUGUUAGAUAAUGAAGAAUUACAGAACUUAUGGUUUUUGCUGGACAAACACCAGACACCACCUAUGAUUGGAGAGGAAGCAAUGAUCAAUUAUGAAAAUUUUCUGAAGGUUGGUGAAAAAGCUGGACCAAAGUGCAAGCAGUUCUUCACAGCAAAAGUCUUUGCAAAACUCCUUCAUACAGAUUCCUAUGGAAGAAUUUCCAUCAUGCAGUUCUUUAAUUAUGUCAUGAGAAAAGUUUGGCUUCACCAAACAAGAAUAGGACUCAGUUUAUAUGAUGUCGCUGGACAAGGGUACCUUCGGGAAUCUGAUUUAGAAAACUACAUAUUGGAACUCAUCCCCACUUUGCCACAAUUAGAUGGGCUGGAAAAGUCUUUUUACUCCUUUUAUGUUUGCACUGCAGUUAGGAAGUUCUUCUUCUUUUUAGACCCUCUAAGAACAGGGAAGAUAAAAAUUCAAGAUAUUUUAGCAUGCAGCUUCCUAGAUGAUUUAUUGGAGCUAAGGGAUGAGGAACUGUCUAAGGAGAGUCAAGAAACAAAUUGGUUUUCUGCUCCUUCUGCCCUAAGGGUUUAUGGCCAGUAUUUGAAUCUUGAUAAGGAUCACAAUGGCAUGCUCAGUAAAGAAGAACUCUCCCGCUACGGAACAGCAACUAUGACCAAUGUCUUCUUAGACCGUGUUUUCCAGGAGUGUCUCACUUAUGAUGGAGAAAUGGAUUAUAAGACCUACCUGGACUUUGUUCUUGCAUUAGAAAACCGAAAGGAACCUGCAGCUCUGCAAUAUAUUUUCAAACUGCUUGAUAUUGAGAACAAAGGAUAUCUCAAUGUUUUUUCCCUUAAUUAUUUCUUUAGGGCCAUACAAGAACUAAUGAAAAUCCAUGGACAAGAUCCUGUUUCAUUUCAAGAUGUUAAGGAUGAAAUCUUUGACAUGGUAAAGCCCAAGGAUCCUUUUAAAAUCUCUCUUCAGGAUUUAAUCAGCAGUAAUCAAGGAGACACAGUCACCACCAUUCUAAUUGAUCUGAAUGGCUUCUGGACUUAUGAGAACAGAGAAGCCCUUGUUGCAAAUGACAAUGAAAACACUGCAGACAUUGAUGACUCAUGAUCUCAGAAAGACUAAACUGUAUUUAUUGAGAUAUGCUUGUAUUCUACAUGCAAAACUUUGAAGCAGAAUUCUUAGUAAUGGUCUAAAUAAAACACUUUUCAUCUGCCUAUAGGACAUAGCGAAUGUUUUGUUUACUGGAAUAUGAGUUACAAUCAUUUGGUAGCAGUAGGACCAAAGUCUGCUUUUCAGGAAGUGGUAAAUUCUGAUUCUGUUUAGUUUGAAUAUGGCAAGUGUGGUUUGCUGAAGGUAGGUCUUCAAACCACCUUAAAGUUUUCAUGAAAUAUUUCACAUCAAAGAUUCAAAAUUUGAAUAUUUGAGGGAUAGUCAUUUACUUCAGUUUUCUAAAAUAUUGUAUAUAUCAAGGAUUAUAGACUUUCCAUUCACUAGAGUAGAACUAUUUCAUUUCUGGUUUAGAAGUGAUUGGACAUGAUCUUUCAUUUAAAAUGAUGUUUCCAAUAAAAGUAUUCAUACUAACAUUUUAUUUUCAUUAAAAUCUUUGGUAUAAAGAUUUGUCUAGUCUUAUUAAUCAGUAUAUCAGGGUUACAGCUUACAAAGUGUAACUUCAUUUUGUUAAGGGGUGGUGAGAACGUGUUAAUUCAGUAUAAA
This is a messenger RNA of Choloepus didactylus (southern two-toed sloth), 2371 nucleotides long. RefSeq names its product protein phosphatase 2 regulatory subunit B''gamma (gene PPP2R3C). NCBI's taxonomy places the organism in Eukaryota, Metazoa, Chordata, Mammalia, Pilosa, Megalonychidae. The coding region runs from base 392 to 1765 and encodes 457 amino acids. Gene Ontology annotation, cellular component: centrosome; spindle. Gene Ontology annotation, biological process: B cell homeostasis; T cell homeostasis; regulation of dephosphorylation. The transcript has 13 exons. The record is from RefSeq and is a predicted model, not a curated record.